GAGCUUCCUCUUGGCAGCACUACAAAGAGCAGACAGUAAAUAGUUGACGUCCUAUGUGUCUAGUGCAGUGGCUGAAAGAACUCGUCAAUACAAUGGCCUAGGCGCUAAAACUAAAUCCAGUGCUUUAUAUAGGAUUCUCAAUGAAUGUAGCCACACAUUGUAGCAGAGCCGCCACAAAGAAUUAGCACAAUGCCUUAUGAUCCUUGUGAUAGCAUAAUUUGUGAAGUAGUGCUAAAACGAUACGAAGCAUGCCAGCGAACUUUACAAGAACUAGCACAAUAUGCUCAGCCGCUGAUCUGGAUAGGUUUCUAUAUUGCAAUUGCAUCUCUGAUCUGCUUUCUGGCAGUGGUGGCCGAUAUUUUCCAUGGUUUCCGUCACAAGAAGCUCUGGUUUCCUACCAAAUACUCUGCCCUGAAUGCUGCUUCACUAACAGUGUUAGGAGUGGCAUUGAAGCUGUCUGCAGACUUGAAUAAUCCAAUGCCUGGCAGUUCUGAUCAGCUAACAAAGCUGAGUGGUAAUGGUUUUCCUGUGUACCUCAAUGUGCGUGUUCUUGCUUUCUUUAGGGCCAUUGAAUAAUAUUGAAACUUGGACGAACCUAGCUGCAUUAGGUAUCCUGGUCAUCACCACUUUCAUGGAUAUCUGCAUCCAAUUAGGAACCGAGUACUCUGAACUACACAGCUCGAUUUUAAGUGAAUCAGAAGAAAGCAGGAAGCUUACAGCCGAGGUGCUGAAAAUACUGGAUGAUGGCUGAAACUGGGGUCCCCAAUUUGUGAUUGCUCGCUCUGUGACCUGCUUUGCUUCAGGGGUAAUCUCUUUUUCCUAGGCUGCCAUCCUAACUGAAGCAGUUGUUAGAACAUAUCUACAUGUUUGGGAGAUAGUUGGCAAUGGUAGUUAUACUGAUUAUAGAGAUGCCAUCUAUAUUAUAUGCAUUAUUCAGUCUCUUGGGGUGAUUAUGGCAACUUUUAUCUCGGUAAACCAAUGGUUUACCAUAACAAAAUUCAAGUGGUUAGCGGAAGGCAACGACAUAUGCUGGUACAGUUUGAGAAUACCAAAUUUCUGGAUACAGAGACUAGAAGAAUGGGAGGAAAGUCCUUUAUCCGUUCAAGUUCGUGGACGGAAGCGCAAGAAAUUCGCUCAACGAGCAAAGAUUCUUGUUCUUAACAUCUGUAUUGCAGUCCAGAAAGGUAUCAUAGUAGUAAGCAAAAGCUUGCAAACCUCUUCUAUCUUGUGUGCAAGUUUUGUAUUGUCAUUUCUUAACUGCUGCAAGAGACAACUUAACCCGAGUUCUGCUGCGUCAAACAAUCAGAACGGAUCAGUUCCAGCGUCUAGAAGUGACCCAGAUCUUGGCCCUUAUAUUUUUUUGCUUGAAGAUGAGCCAAAAUUGCCCAACAGAGUCCUGGAUAAAAUAUCUUCCGGUGUUAAUCAAUUCAUUCUGACUGGUAAAAGGAAACAACCCAAAAGUUUAGCUCAGCUUCUCAUGAAAUCUACAGGCCUCAAGGGGUUGAUAGAGUUUGACAAGGACCAAAUUCUCAACUUGAAUGCAAAAGAGCCGCCUAAUUCCUGGACAUUGCCUUUAAUCACAUUAACAAGCAUUGCAAUUGCACUUCCCAACAACGAAGCUGACCUUGCAGCCGAAUUGCAACGAUCUGUGAGGGAAGGUCUCUUGUAUGCUGAGAAAAGCCCGGGCACACGUGAGAAACUAACAAAUUUCAGAAAUGCAGCAGAUGCUGUAUGGGUAGGAGUUGAACUUCACUUCAAGGGGCUGAACGUGGAUCUCCUACAAGUUACAAAUGACUCGAAAAAAUCAUGAAUCCUUUGAUGCACUUUAUUGCUUAUCCGAUGUUGCAGAACACACUUUCAAAGAGUUCAAAAGAAAAUAUAAUGGCAGCCUGAUGAAGAAUCCUCUUAACUGGCCUUUCAAGUUAAUUGCUGCUAACUCAAUGGACAGAAUCAGCCAAACCAUUUCACUGGGCUUCAGAUAAGACAGUCCGCCUUCAGAUGUGAAGGUGUUUGACCAAAUAUCCAUCAUGAUUGCAGACAUUUUGGCUGCUUGCCUCACCAAUUUACCACGAGUGAUAAACUGUGAAGUGUUAGGCCAGCACGAUUAAGGAAAGGGAGGCGAGCGUGCGUGAUGCAGCUCUUCUUCUAGGUGAAACUGAAGGUAUUAUAAAAAUUCUUGAUGGACGUGACUUUCCAACUCUGGAUCCUAGUCAAGCCGCAUAUAUUGAUGAGUGGCGCCAUUGCAAUCGAGCCAGAAAAUGUAUCAUCUUAACCUCGGAUAGAUGAAGCACGCUUCAUUUCUCUUAGUAUAGUACCCCAUUGCCUUGAU
Coffea eugenioides is the source of this 2329-nucleotide messenger RNA. RefSeq lists its product as uncharacterized. NCBI's taxonomy places the organism in Eukaryota, Viridiplantae, Streptophyta, Magnoliopsida, Gentianales, Rubiaceae. The coding region runs from base 953 to 1810 and encodes 285 amino acids. The record is from RefSeq and is a predicted model, not a curated record. The transcript is spliced from 2 exons.